AUGCUGGUGGUUCUUCUAUUUCUCAUCAUUUUCGGUGGAUUUUAUCCGGCAUUUUCUGAUUUGGAGGACGAAAUACCACAAGUGGUUCGAGAAAAAGUGAAGGCACUUUUUCAGCGGGAGUAAGUCAAAAACUAAGUGAAUUACAAUACCAGUUCUACUCUUAGCUGUUUCUUGAGUUUUCAGAUUUUUUGUAGAUAUCUUUUUCAUGGUAAAAAAACUUAUUUUCAGACCCCAGGAUAAGCAUUGUAUCUUACCCUUCCAAGACCGCUUAAUCCAUGGAAAACUCUACUCGUCCGUGCCUAAUAACCCAUACCCCUACAAGCAAUAUCAAGUGGUUUGGCCUAUCUGUCGUGACAUUGUGUAAGAAUACUGUAGUUUUCGUGUUGGGACCAAGAAUUUUGCAUUUCUUUAAAGCCCAUCAAAAUUCCGGGGUUGUCUAAAAAAGUUGUCAUAACUUUUGAACUACUGGCUCUACAGUCUUGUAGGUUGUAUCAAAAUGAAGCUGAUUGGAUUUCCUUCCCCAUAAUAUAUUACAUUUCCAGCUACGGUCACACACUUCCGGAAGCCAACGAGAUUUCCGGAGACAACCCGGAUGUCAAAGUAGGCUUGGUGAAUAUUCUAAUUGAUGCAGACGUGCCGGGAAAUUAUUACAUUAUGAUGUGGCAACGUCUGCCAGCCGGCAACACUUCGAAAGCAAGUCUUUACAUGAACGAAUACUUUCUUUUUGACGUCCAACUGACAUCAGGUGGGUAGUGUAAUAUAAUGAUAUACAAGUCGCCAAGUCUGACUCUAAGUUGUUGGGAAAGAGUUGAAAUAGUCUGAUCACUCUUCAUUUUUUCAGAUUAUAGCCAUUGGGAAAUUAACGUACCACCUGAUAUCGAUGUAAGUCCAAAAAUUUUUAUAUUGCACUGUGCGUUCAGAAAAAGGUCCAUAACAUUGAAAUCCGCACCUCGCAAUUCGAAAAUCAAUUGUUUUUUGUCUUGUGGGUGAGUAUUCUGUUCACUAAUCUCAUUUUGGUUACUGUAGGUUGUCAGCGUCGAACAGAGAAACCUGUUGUUUGAAAAACGCACAGUGCAGUGGGAUUUCCCAACUCCGUUGACCCGGCGAAGCACCAGUUCGAUCAAAGUUUACCUCAUGUCAGUAAAAUACGAUUUUUUACGUAAAUUUUUGUUUUUUUACAAUUUACAACCCAAAAAUGUAAUUUACAAUUGCUUUCAGCUCAACUGUAAUUUUGAGUCUUUUACUGGUUCUGGCAUUCGCAGCCCUCCCAAUUAUUGGUGUCUUUUACUUUGCAAAGAGUUAUGAUGGCCCACACUGCUCAAGCGCACCAACUCCCAACGUUUCCGCCGAUAAAUGA
Bursaphelenchus xylophilus (pine wood nematode) is the source of this 1357-nucleotide messenger RNA. The record is from the annotation of a GenBank genome assembly. NCBI's taxonomy places the organism in Eukaryota, Metazoa, Nematoda, Chromadorea, Rhabditida, Aphelenchoididae.